GCUGCUGGAGGAAGCCAUGAGCGGGCAGUACCUGAGCAGCAACUUCUCCCUGCCCUGUCCUCCGGGGCUGGAGAUCCCCGAGGAGCAGCACUACACAAUCACGGCCAACACCCUCAAGACCCUCCUGCUGUUGGGAUGCUUUGCCGUGUUCUGGACUUUCUACUACAUGCUGGAGGUUUGCCUGACCAGGAGGAACGUGGGCCUUGACCUGGCCUGCAACGGCUCCGCCGCCUGCAAGUGGUACCAGCAGGGAGGGAAGCACAGAGCCCUCGAGAGCGGCCUGGAGAUGGAGUCUGUGCCGCUCUACCGGGAGAAGGACAUCGAGGACGUCGAGAUGGAGUGUGAGCACCCGGAGCCUGCCCAGGAGGACGAGGGGGAGGAGGGGUCCUUGACCCCCACCCACCCCAAACUUCCCAACAGCAGCAGAGCUACGAGCUUCCAGGAGCUGGCCCCCGCCGGAGCGGGGUACCUUGGCCGGGAGGCGACGGCCGAGCUCCUCUCGGAGGACAGGGAGCGCCAGACGUGCUAG
Cariama cristata (Red-legged seriema) is the source of this 529-nucleotide messenger RNA. Its product is annotated as proprotein convertase subtilisin/kexin type 7-like. NCBI's taxonomy places the organism in Eukaryota, Metazoa, Chordata, Aves, Cariamiformes, Cariamidae. The record is from RefSeq and is a predicted model, not a curated record. The transcript is spliced from 2 exons. The annotation marks the transcript as partial.